Molecule: messenger RNA, 368 nt
Organism: Cylicostephanus goldi
Lineage: Eukaryota; Metazoa; Nematoda; Chromadorea; Rhabditida; Strongylidae
Source: the annotation of a GenBank genome assembly
AUGAAUGCCACCGAUGAUCGCCUUGACGAAGUUAUUGCUGGCAUCAUAAUGGGGGUGAUUGGUACCUUUGGUAUAGUUGUGAAUAUAACGGUAGUCUAUCUUAUCUAUCACACACCUUCAUUUCACCAUGCAUUCGGCUACAUUUGCGCUUCGCAUCUGCUGGCUGAUGUAGGAUUAUUGACAGCUUUCUUAUUUUGGGCUACUCCCGCAUCAGUAAUUGGUCUACCGCAAACGGUUACUGAUUCUUUGGCUGGAAAGAAAAUAGGACAGUAUUCAAUGCUUUUUUGGUAUGCAUCUAUGUACGGGCAGCUGCAAUUAGCAAUCAAUCGAUUGGCAUCUAUUCUUACUCCUAUACAUUACAAGUAAGU